Molecule: messenger RNA, 845 nt
Organism: Candoia aspera
Lineage: Eukaryota; Metazoa; Chordata; Lepidosauria; Squamata; Candoiidae
Gene: TTC9C
Product: tetratricopeptide repeat domain 9C
Exons: 4
Coding region: 98-646 (182 amino acids)
Molecular function (GO): protein binding
Source: RefSeq, a predicted model, not a curated record
ACUCGGCUUCCGGUCGCGAAGGGGGCGUGGCCUCCACUGGAUUGCAGCGAGGCUCGGAUGGCGAGGCGCGGGAGCGGCUGCUCUUCCCGGGCUCCGCAUGGCGUCGGCGAAGGUUCCUUCCGAAGCAACCGCGGAGCUGCGUUUGCAACAGGCCCGGACCUUCAAGGAAGAAGGGAACCGCUAUUACAAAGAAGGCCGUUUCAGGGACGCCGUGAGCCGCUACCACUGGGCCUUGUUGCAGAUUAAAGGCCUGGAUCCCAGCAGGCCUUCCCCUCUGCAGGAAUUUAUCGCCGAGAAGCCUGCUAUGACCCCCGAACAGGAGAAGCUACUGUACAGCACCCAGUGCGAUUGCUACAAUAAUCUUGCUGCUUGCCUCCUUCAGAUGCAACCUGUGAAUUAUGAUCGUGUCAAAGACUACAGCCUCAAAGUUUUAGAAAGACAAGCAGACAAUGCCAAGGCACUCUACCGGGCCGGAGUGGCAUUUUACCACCUGGGGGAUUAUGACAAAGCACAGCACUACCUUUUAUCAGCAACCAGCAGGCAGCCCAAAGAUGCGAAUGUCAAGCACUAUCUGCAACUGACUGAGUCACAGCUGAGCAGCUAUCUUCAGAAAGAAAAACAGCUAUACAUGGGAAUGUUCGGAUAGAGUCAUCACUGGAAACCCCCAGAUGCUGCAGACCGUGCGUUUCUGUUUUUCUGUGGGCCACAUGCAGGCGAUUGAUUCUGGAAGGAUCGGAUAUGUAGUGCCUUGAAAAAUGCUAAUAGCCAACCCAGCUAGGAAAAAAGCAUCAGCAGAUCGUCCUCGACUAAUUUCCGCCGCCUUGGGGGAAAUCUACAGCGGACAG